GUGGCUGCUCCGCCAGUUUCCUCUGGGUGGGAGAGCAGCUCCGCGACCACCGGUGGCCGGACUCCCUCGGCCUUCUGCUAGAGAUGCUCUUCCUCUCGUUUCAUGCAGGCUCCUGGGAAAGCUGGUGCUGCUGCUGCCUGAUUCCCGCCGACAGACCUUGGGAUCGGGGACGGCGUUGGCGAUUGGAGAUGGCGGACACGAGAUCCGUGCAUGAAACCAGGUUUGAGGCGGCCGUGAAGGUGAUCCAGAGUUUGCCGAAAAAUGGUUCAUUCCAGCCAACAAAUGAAAUGAUGCUCAAGUUUUAUAGCUUCUAUAAGCAGGCAACUGAAGGACCCUGUAAACUUUCAAGGCCUGGAUUCUGGGAUCCUAUUGGAAGAUAUAAAUGGGAUGCUUGGAGUUCAUUGGGUGAUAUGACCAAAGAGGAAGCCAUGAUUGCAUAUGUUGAAGAAAUGAAAAAGAUUCUUGAAACUAUGCCGAUGACUGAGAAAGUUGAAGAAUUGCUGCACGUCAUAGGUCCAUUUUAUGAAAUUGUAGAGGACAAAAAGAGUGGCAGGAGUUCUGAUUUAACCUCAGAUCUCGGUAAUGUUCUGACUUCUCCAAAUGACAAAACCGUUAAUGGUAAAGCUGAAAGCAGUGAUAGUGGAGCUGAGUCUGAGGAAGAAGAGGCCCAAAUAGAAGUGAAAGGAGCAGGACAAAGUGAAAAUGAUGAUAAAAUGAUGAAGAAAUCAGAAGAUCAUAAGAAUUUGGAAAUCAUUGUCACUAAUGGCUAUGAUAAAGACAGCUUUGGUCAGGAUUUGCAGAAUGACAUUCAUGCCAGUUCUUCCCUGAAUGGCAGAAGCACUGAAGAAGUAAAACCUGUAGACCAAAACUUAGAGCAAACCGAAAAAACUGCUAUCUGCAUUCACCAAGAUGUAAAUGAUGAUCAUGUUGAAGAUGUUUCAGGAAUUCAGCAUUUGACAAGUGAUUCAGACAGUGAAGUUUACUGUGAUUCUAUGGAGCAGUUUGGACAGGAAGAGUCUUUAGACAGCAUUACGUCAAACAAUGGACGAUUUCAGUGUUACUUGGGUGGUGAUCCCAGUCAGCCCUUGGAAACUUCUGGUUUUCCUGAAGAUGUCCAAGUAUCUCCUGGAAAUGGCAACAUUGGGAAUAUACAGGUGGUAGCCGUCGAAGGAAAAGGUGAAGUAAAGCAUGGAGGAGAAGAUGGCAGAAAUAACAGUGGAGCACCACACCGUGAGAAGCGAGGUGGAGAAAAUGAGGAAUUCUCUAAUGUCAGAAGAGGGAGAGGGCAUAGGAUGCAACAUUUGAGUGAAGGAACCAAGGGUCAGCAAGUGGGAAGUGGAGGUGACGGGGAACGCUGGGGCUCUGACAGAGGGUCAAGAGGCAGCCUCAAUGAGCAGAUCGCUCUAGUGCUCAUGAGAUUGCAGGAGGACAUGCAGAAUGUCCUUCAGAGACUUCAUAAACUGGAAACACUAACUGCUUCACAGGCAAAAUCAUCAACAUUGCAGGCCAGUAGUGAUCAACCCCCCUCAAAGAGACCAUCUUGGUGGCCCUUUGAGAUGUCUCCUGGUGCAUUAACUUUUGCUAUCAUAUGGCCUUUUAUUGCCCAGUGGUUGGUAUAUUUAUAUUACCAAAGAAGGAGGAGAAAACUGAACUGAAGAAAAUCAUAUUUUACUCAAGAAGACAGCUGGGCCUGGAUGACUUCAGAAUGAAAUGGAUGUGGCGUUCAGAAGAAAAUCUUAGUCUGUGAUGAUUACAUUUCCUUUCGUUGUCCAGUAAUUUGGUUUGUGUAUAUAUAUACAUAUAUAUAUUUUGCACUACACAAAUGAUAGCAUUUUAAGGACUGAUAUAACUGAUAACUUGAAUACUCAGUCUCAACUAGGUUAUAAGUAGCAUACAUAGAUUUACCCUACUCUUGAACUGAAGGACAUUAAAUCAUUAAUUAUUGUUUGGUCACACAUUUACCUGAUCAUCUCCCAUAGAGAAACAUAAGCUGCUUUUCCAAGGUACAGUUGUGAUAAUGAGAUCAGAUUUAUAAGUUGGUAAUUUUAAUUUUCUAAAUUAAAUAUGAGAAGGAAUGAAAACCAGGAAUGUAUUUCAAAUGAGAUUAAAUCGCCUCUAUAUCUCAGUUACUGAAAUGCCAUGCCAAGUAGCAGAAAACAGCUGGAAGAAUCUUCUCCACAUUUUACUUUGUGGGCUGCCCAUAAUGUUUCUUGGGCAUUCACAACUUUGAGUUUGGUGUUUAGGCGUCAUUAAAAAGUAGAGCCCUAUGUACUAGGCUUAGUUUUUACAAAUGAUUCACAAAAUGGAUAUAACCUGCUGAUGGAAAUGAUGAAGAAUCGGCUUAAUGCAGGUUUAAAAGUAUAUUAUGAGCCUGCACUUGAUUAAUAAGAUUUUCAUUCAAUCAUUCAAUCCUUUGUAAUCAUUUUUCUUUAACUGAGGAUAUCUAGCGUCUGCGUCAUAGGGUGCUUUGAAAUAUAAAAUGAAAACUUAUUUAUACUGUUUUUACAAAGGUCAAAAAGGAAACAUGAAAAUCACUUUUCUGCAAUUGAUGAACUACACAGACUGAUCUCUUAACCUCUUAGUGCCUCAGUUUUUCCUUUGGGGUAUAACAUUUGAGAUAUACCUAUUAUACAGAUGUAUUGGAAGGAUUUGCAAGCUAGCAGGCCAUAUGCUUCCAUAUGAAUAAAGCAUAUGCAACUAAUGAAAAUUUAAGUCCCUCUACCCCACCUCUCAUGUUUAGGCUAAAAAAAAAAGACUGUAAUUUAGAUCCUGGAAGACUUUGUUUGGAAAAUCAUUCAUCCUGUACACCUUCCAUCGUUCCCUCCUCACUUAGGUGUACCUUAUGCUUUAAAGAUUUAUUUGAUUCAAAGGCUUGGCAGGAAAUAAUUUUUAAGCAUUCUCGAUAUGUAUAAUGUUGGGUUUAGCAUCAUGUGUUCAGAGUGUCUUAAAUAAGAGGGAAAGAAUUAGUCCAUCGGUAGUAGUAUACACAGUGGUUCUUUGUUUGCCUGAAGGAAAAAAAAAAGUUUAAGAAUACAAUUUGCUUUCCUCAAACUCUGUUUUCCUUAUUUUUUUUUCAUGUAGCUUGAUUUUUUAUUUUUUAAUCCCACCUUGAUUAAAAUGUGUCUGUCUAACGGGAUCUACUAAUAUUUGCUUUUAAAAAGCUGUUCCCUAUUUAUUUAGGAAAAAAAAAUGAAGCAAGUAACUGAAUUAUAUGUAAAAAUAAAGUUUAGACCUGUGGACCAGGGAUAAUUUUCAAAAAUUAGAUAUCAGUCUGGUAUCAGAAAAUGGUGGCUUUCCUCUUAGUGUGUAAGUAAAUAAAAUGCAAAUUAAGAACUUAA
This is a messenger RNA of Galeopterus variegatus (Sunda flying lemur), 3338 nucleotides long. It is a transcript of the gene ACBD5, whose product is annotated as acyl-CoA binding domain containing 5. NCBI's taxonomy places the organism in Eukaryota, Metazoa, Chordata, Mammalia, Dermoptera, Cynocephalidae. Gene Ontology annotation, molecular function: fatty-acyl-CoA binding. Gene Ontology annotation, biological process: autophagy of peroxisome; fatty acid metabolic process. The record is from RefSeq and is a predicted model, not a curated record. The transcript is spliced from 13 exons. Gene Ontology annotation, cellular component: peroxisome. Bases 84 to 1655 code for a protein of 523 amino acids.